CAGGCGCUCUCGGACCGCAUCGUCGGCGGCGCACUGCUCCUCAUUGCCGCCGGCGUCUUUUCCUACUACUCCGUCUGGGCGCUCGUCCUGCCCUUCUUCCCCGCCGACUCGGGCGUGCACAGCUACUUUCCGGCGCGCGUCUGGGCCGUGCGUGGUCCUGCACUGCUGCUCGUCGCCGGCCUCGGCGGCAUCGGCCUCUUCGUGGGGCGCGUCAUGCAGAAGGAGGCAGAGGCAAGGCGGCUCAAGGAGGCA
Messenger RNA from Tilletiopsis washingtonensis, 252 nucleotides. RefSeq lists its product as hypothetical. The record is from RefSeq and is a predicted model, not a curated record. Gene Ontology annotation, molecular function: enzyme regulator activity. Gene Ontology annotation, biological process: GPI anchor biosynthetic process. Gene Ontology annotation, cellular component: dolichol-phosphate-mannose synthase complex; endoplasmic reticulum membrane. The annotation marks the transcript as partial. NCBI's taxonomy places the organism in Eukaryota, Fungi, Basidiomycota, Exobasidiomycetes, Entylomatales. The transcript has 2 exons.